Molecule: messenger RNA, 2413 nt
Organism: Hippocampus comes (tiger tail seahorse)
Lineage: Eukaryota; Metazoa; Chordata; Actinopteri; Syngnathiformes; Syngnathidae
Gene: twsg1a
Product: twisted gastrulation BMP signaling modulator 1a
Exons: 5
Coding region: 328-1005 (225 amino acids)
Biological process (GO): regulation of BMP signaling pathway
Source: RefSeq, a predicted model, not a curated record
AAAAGGCGGGAGGGGGGCGACAACAACAACAAUGGUGGUGUUUUUAGUUCCGAUUAUUUACAACUUGUUGUCAGAUCCGAGUGACACCCCCUAAUCGCCUCAGACCUCCCCCACCGGUUACUUCUUUCUCCUCAUGGUCGUGGAGACCGCGCGGAGGAGUCGAGGACCAAUAUGGAGCGUGUGCCUUUAAGACUUGAAACUGACGCCCUGUGUUAGCCCACACACACGCACACGAACACACAUACACUGUCCGAACCGAACCACUCGAAAAGAAACGACUUCUUUGGGCAUCCUGGUGUUCCAGUGCCGCGCAGGCGAGCCGUCAGGAUGAGGCCUGGUCAGCUGAUCCAUCCCGCCUCUGCCGCCACCACCACGCUCCUCUUCCUCCUCUCUGCGCUGUCUCUCACCUCCGGCUGCAACAAAGCUCUGUGCGCCAGUGACGUCAGCAAGUGUCUCAUCCAGGAGUUGUGCCAGUGCCGCCCAACCGACGGCAACUGUUCAUGCUGCAAGGAGUGCAUGCUGUGCCUGGGCAACCUGUGGGAGGAGUGUUGCGACUGCGUAGGAAUGUGCAACCCCAAGAACUACAGCGACUCUCCGGCCACAUCCAAGAGCACAGUAGAGGAGCUGCACCGGCCCAUCCCAUCGCUUUUCCGUGCCCUCACUGAGGGCGACGCGCCCGUCAACAUGAUGGUGGUCUCCUUCCCCGUGGCCGAGGAGCUGUCCCACCACGAGAACCUGGUCUCCUUCCUGGAGUCGCUGGACGGCCCGCACCAGAACGUGUCGGUGCCCUCCAACAGCAUCCACGCCAGCUAUGACGCACAGGAGAACAUGUGCACGGUGGUGUACUUUGACGACUGCGUGUCCAUCCGCCAGUGCAAACUGUACUGCGAGUCCAUGGGGGGCUCCAAGUACCGUUGGUUCCACAACGCCUGCUGUCAAUGCAUCGGGCCCGAGUGCGUCGACUACGGCAGCAAAGCCGUCAAGUGCAUGAACUGUCUCUUCUGAGCCCGCCCUGUCCCUGAUCCACUCGACAGGACUCCAAGCCCCCUUUCACACUGCCAUUUUCUGCCUUUUCACUGUCGCUCUUCUGUCUUAUAAGGGCAGCAGCGCCCAAAAUCGGUUUAGAAGAAGUCAACCCAGCAAUUCCCAACCCAAAGGAAUUUCUGAUGUCACUUCUCCUGUCCUGUUGCGCUGAAAGGAUUUUGUGCAUGCUGACAAAGGAUUUUACGCAUCACACCAGACACUGGCAAUAUUCUGUCUUUUGCAGGUUCUAUCAGGGCUGUAAUAGAGGCCAGGUGCCGAAAUGCUGAAAGUUUACUCCUCAACACUUACUUUUCCCGCCCUUUUGUGUUGAAGGCAACUGUUGCUGUCUGACAACUGUUUAUACAUCUUAAAAUCGGAUAGCAGGAGUAUGUGUCGUGUGAAAAUCCACCAAGUCGUGUAAAUAUCCCGCCUUGGCCAGGUUUUGUGUGAAAAGGCAACGGCAGAUAAAUAUGGGGUCUUUUGUCACAUAGCUUUGAUGCAGCAAUUUUGCUUGAAUCUCUGUCUAAAAAUCAAAGCCCAAUGAAUACUGGAUAUUUUGUUGCCACUUGAUGCAAGAAUUGUGCAGGAUCUCUGUAAAAAAAAAAAGGAAAAAGAUGAAAAUGUUUGACUCUUUCUGUUAUUGUUCUGGUGCAGAAAUUCAGCUGACAAAGGUGGAUAAAUUCCAGCUGUUUCUGUCAUGCCGCCAGUGGAGGAAUUUUACAGGAACUCUGUGUAAAAGCACCCUAAAAAAAAAAAAAGAAAAGAAAACAGAUAAAUACCAGAGAUUUUGUUGCCAUUCAGAUUCAGUCAUUUUGCAUAAUCCCUGUGCAAAAGGCAAGGGUAAAUUAAAUCUGGUUCUUUCUGUUACAGUGCUGCUGCAUUGCUGCUGUUUGCACUGUCACUCUGUAAAAGGGAAAAAAAAGAAAUACUCAAUACUUUUGUUAACACGCCAGUGCAGGAAUUUACAGAAUCUCUGCAUAAAAUCUGAAGGCAGAUGAAAUUACUGUACUUUGUUUUCUGCUCAGAUGCUGGAAUUGAGCAGGAUCUCUGCCUAAAACACAAAGGCGGACAUUGGAAAAUCUUUGCGAUUACUUUGCAACAAUCUCCUUUUGCUGGGUUCCGUGUCAUAAGGCCAAGUCAGUCCAGUUACGUUCGUUUUUGUUGCGGUGCCGAUGUACAUGUUAUGACUGCUUCAUCAUAUUGCCGCCCGUUGCCAACGAACCCUGCAUCCAUCGCUGCAAAUGUUUUUAGUCUGCUGUUGUCUUCCACUGUAUAGUUUUCUAAUCGUCUUUAUUUUUGCCUCGAGUUGAUACUGUCUGAUGUCUAACUAUUUUUACAUGCUCCAAUCCUCCCACUUCUCCCACCAAAAUAAAACCUUUUGGUUUGGUGA